This is a messenger RNA of Prorocentrum cordatum, 1119 nucleotides long. Lineage: Eukaryota; Dinophyceae; Prorocentrales; Prorocentraceae. The record is from the annotation of a GenBank genome assembly.
AUGACGUGCCAGCCCGGGCGUGGGGCGGGGCAGCUCGUCGCACAGGACGACCCACCGUGGAGUGGGGGAGUGGCCAGCAGCUACUACGUCGGCGAGCCGCUCGGCUUCCCGCAGCGGCCGCCCGGGGUGCACAGCGCGCUGGCGGCGGCCCCGCCGGCGGCGGCGCCCGCGCGGUCCGCGCCGGGGCCCGAGCAGCAGACGCCGCCGCUGGGCCUCGCGCGGCCGCCGCUGCCGGACGUCAGCCUCGUCUCGGACGACCCACCGUGGAGUGGGGGAGUGGCCAGCAGCUACUACGUCGGCGAGCCGCUCGGCUUUCCGCAGCGGCCGCCCGGGGUGCACAGCGCGCUGGCGGCGGCCCCGCCGGCGGCGGCGCCCGCGCGGUCCGCGCCGGGGCCCGAGCAGCAGACGCCGCCGCUGGGCCUCGCGCGGCCGCCGCUGCCGGACGUCAGCCUCGUCUCGGAGGGCGCGAUUGGUUCCGUGGCGAUGCAGACGGAUAGCGACGGCAACACCGCUUGCCAUCGGUGCGGCCAACAGGAGGUGCUCCACAGGUGUGGCCAUUCGCGGUGCGUCACGCCGACGUGCAGGCCCGCGUGGUUCCAGGAGAUGGAGGCCAGGCAGUGGCUUGUGCAGAGGACGCUGGAGCGGAUGCUCGACGCGCCCCUGUUCGAGACCCUGGACCGGUGCGAGGACUGCCGGCCGGAGGGGCGGUGCCUCCGGGGCGACGCCGACGCCCCGCGGUAUUGCAACUUCGUGUUCAAGCGGGGCUCCUGCAGGUUCGGCUCCAAGUGCACCUUCUGCCACCUGCACGGCCGCGGCGUGACCCACCAGAGCUGCGGCUGCGCCGAGGAGGGCGCCGAUCGGCCCGAGGCCGCCGCGGCCGACGAGGCACUGCCGAGCGGCGGAGGCCCCGCGGUGGCGGCCCGCGCGCGCAGCCUCAGCGCGCCGCCGACAAUCCCCCUUUGCCUCUCCGAUUGGUCGGCCUGUACUCGGCGUCGCGCGGGCACCCGCGCUGCGGGUUGGCCGGAGAAGGCCUCGCAGCGGGUGGCGCCGUGGAGGACGUCCCGCCAGAGUACUCGGGCUACAGCGUGGGCGGGUGAGGCGCGCUCAUGCGCGGCGUAA